Messenger RNA from Chrysochloris asiatica (Cape golden mole), 4215 nucleotides. It is a transcript of the gene ERBB2IP, whose product is annotated as erbb2 interacting protein. The record is from RefSeq and is a predicted model, not a curated record. Gene Ontology annotation, molecular function: protein binding. The transcript has 25 exons. Gene Ontology annotation, cellular component: postsynaptic density; postsynaptic membrane; adherens junction. Gene Ontology annotation, biological process: neurotransmitter receptor transport, endosome to postsynaptic membrane; neurotransmitter receptor transport postsynaptic membrane to endosome. The coding region runs from base 4 to 4215 and encodes 1403 amino acids. Lineage: Eukaryota; Metazoa; Chordata; Mammalia; Afrosoricida; Chrysochloridae.
AAAAUGACUACAAAACGAAGCUUGUUUGUGCGGCUGGUCCCAUGUCGUUGUCUACGAGGGGAAGAGGAGACUGUAACUACUCUGGAUUAUUCACACUGCAGUUUGGAACAGGUUCCCAAAGAGAUUUUUACUUAUGAAAAGACCUUGGAAGAGCUCUACUUAGAUGCUAAUCAGAUCGAAGAGCUUCCCAAGCAACUUUUUAACUGUCAGUCGCUACAUAAACUGAGUUUGCCAGACAAUGAUUUAACAACAUUACCAGCAUCCGUUGCAAAUCUCAUUAAUCUCAGGGAACUGGAUGUCAGCAAGAAUGGAAUACAAGAGUUUCCUGAAAAUAUAAAAAAUUGUAAAGUUUUGACAAUUGUGGAGGCCAGUGUAAACCCUAUUUCCAAGCUUCCUGAUGGAUUUUCUCAGCUGUUAAACCUAACACAGUUAUAUCUGAAUGAUGCUUUCCUUGAGUUUUUGCCAGCUAAUUUUGGCAGAUUAACUAAACUUCAAAUAUUAGAACUUAGAGAAAAUCAGUUGAAAAUGUUGCCAAAAACCAUGAAUAGACUGACCCAGCUGGAAAGAUUGGAUUUGGGAAGUAAUGAAUUCACAGAAGUGCCUGAAGUUCUUGAGCAGUUAAGUGGAUUAAAAGAAUUUUGGAUGGAUGGUAAUAGACUCACUUUUAUUCCAGGGUUUAUCGGUAGUUUGAAACAGCUUACAUAUUUGGAUGUUUCUAAAAAUAAUAUUGAAAUGGUUGAAGAAGGAAUUUCAACAUGUGAAAAUCUUCAAGACCUCCUGUUAUCAAGCAAUUCACUUCAACAACUGCCUGAGACUAUUGGUUCGUUGAAGAAUGUAACAACUCUAAAAAUAGAUGAAAACCAAUUAAUGUAUCUACCAGACUCUAUAGGAGGGUUAACAUCAGUAGAAGAACUGGAUUGUAGUUUCAAUGAAAUUGAAGCUUUACCCUCAUCUGUUGGGCAGCUUACUAAUAUAAGAACCUUUGCUGCAGAUCAUAAUUAUUUACAACAGUUACCACCAGAGAUUGGAAGUUGGAAAAAUAUAACUGUGCUGUUUCUUCAUUCUAAUAAACUUGAGACACUUCCAGAGGAAAUGGGUGAUAUGCAAAAAUUAAAAGUCAUUAAUUUAAGUGACAAUAGGUUAAAGAAUUUGCCCUUUAGCUUUACAAAGCUGCAGCAAUUGACUGCUAUGUGGCUCUCAGAUAAUCAGUCCAAACCCCUGAUACCUCUUCAAAAAGAGACUGAUUCAGAGACCCAGAAAAUGGUGCUUACUAACUACAUGUUCCCCCAGCAGCCAAGAACUGAGGAUGUUAUGUUUAUAUCAGAUAAUGAAAGUUUUAACCCUUCAUUGUGGGAAGAACAGAGGAAACAGCGGGCUCAAGUGGCGUUUGAAUGUGAUGAGGACAAAGAUGAAAGGGAGGUACCUUGCAAGGAAGGAAAUUUAAAGAGAUAUCCAACACCAUAUCCAGAUGAACUUAAGAAUAUGGUCAAAACAGUUCAAACUAUUGUACAUAGAUUAAAAGAUGAAGAAACCAAUGAAGACUCUGGAAAAGAUAUGAAACCACAUGAAGACCAACAAGUUGUAAAUAAAGAUGUUGGUGUGAAGACUUCAGAAAGUACUACUCCAAUAAAAAGUAAAGCUGAGGAAAGAGAAAAAUAUAUGAUAGGGAACUCUAUACAGAAGGUCAGUGAACUUGAAGCUAAGAACAGCCCUGUCACUGCACAUGUGAAAGUCUCUGAGAACUUGAAGCAUAUUGUUAAUCACCGUGAUGUUUUUGAGGAAUCUGAAGAACUUUCUUCUGAUGAAGAGAUGAAAAUGGCAGAGAUGCGGCCACCAUUAAUUGAAACCUCUAUUAACCAGCCCAAAGUGGUAGCACUCAGUAAUAACAAAAAAGAUGAUACAAAGGACACAGAUUCUUUAUCAGAUGAAGCUACACACAAUAGCAAUCAGAACAACAGCAAUUGUUCUUCUCCAUCUCGAAUGUCUGAUUCGGUGUCUCUUAAUACUGAUGGUAGCCAAGACACCUCACUCUGCUCUCCAGGGAAAGAAACUCAUAUUGGUAUUAAUUCCAAAAUCAGGCAAGAAGAUGAAAAUUUUAAUAGCCUUUUGCAAAAUGGAGAUAUUAUAAACAGUUCAACAGAGGAAAAAUUCAAGUCUCAUGAUAAAAAAGAUUUAAACAUCCCUGAAUAUGAUUUGAACAUUGAAGAACGAUUAGUUCUGAUUGAGAAAGGUAUUGACUCAACAGAUACAUCUGAUGAAUCUCACAAAUUAGACCAUAUCAAUAUGAAUCUUAAUAGACUUAUAACUAAUGAUACAUUUCAGCCAGAAAUAGUGGAAAGAUCAAAGACACAGGAUAUAGUACUUGGAAUGGACUUUUUAAGCAUAAAUGCUAAAGGAGAAGUUGAACACUUGGAAUCCCUUAAUAAGGUAAAUGGACACUCUGAGGAAACUCCACAGUCUCCCAGGAGGACUGAGCCAAUUGGCACUGAUUCUUCUGUUGAUGUGGGUAUUUCCAAAAGCACUGAAGAUCUCUCCCCACAGAGAAGUGCACCAAUUGGGUCUGUUGUGAAAUCUCACAGCAUAACUAAUAUGGAGACUGGAAGACUAAAGAUCUAUGACAUUCUUAGUGAUAAUGGACCUCAGCAGCAUAGUGCAACAGUUAAAGUAACAUCUGCCAUUGACGGAAAAAAUAUCGUAAGAAGCAAAUCAGCCACACUUUUGUAUGAUCAACCAUUACAAGUAUUUGCAGGUUCCUCCUCCUCUUCUGAUUUGGUAUCAGGUACCAAGGCGAUUUACAAGUUUGAUUCAAAUCAUAAUCCUGAAGAGGCAAACAUUACAAGAGGCCCCACAACAUGUGGCCCACAAUCUGUGACUCAAAUGUAUGGUCCUCCACAAUAUAAUAUCCAAUACAGUAGUAAUAGUAGUGCUACAGCUAAAGACACUUUGUGGCACUCCAAACAAAAUCCCCAAAUUGAUCAUGUCAAUUCGCCUCCUCAGCGCCUUCCUAGAUCAGAGAGCAUAGAAAGUCACAAUUAUGUUAAACAUUCUGCAAAUCUGAAUUUCUCUAAUCAUAAUAAUGUUCGAGCUAAUACUUCAUACCAUUUACAUCAGAGACUUGGCCCAGCAAGACAUGGGGAAAUGUGGGCUAUCUCACCUAAUGACCGACUGAAUCCUGGAGUAACUCGGCCUACAAUUCAGCGACAAAGUAGUGUGUCCUCAGCAGCCUCAGUAAAUCUUGGUGAUCCAGGUCCAACAAGGCGGGCCCAAAUUCCUGAAGGAGAUUAUUUGUCAUACAGGGAAUUACAUUCAGUGGGAAGAACUCCACCAAUGUUGUCAGCAUCUCAGAGACCUCUUUCUGCACGAACAUACAGCAUUGAUGGCCCAAAUGCACCAAGACCGCAGAGUGCUCGACCCUCUGUUACUGAAAUACCAGAGAGAACUAUGUCAGUUAGUGAUUUCAAUUAUUCACGGACUAGUCCUUCAAAAAGACCAAAUGCAAGGGUUGGUUCUGAGCAUUCUUUAUUAGAUCCUCCUGGAAAAAGUAAAGUCCCUCAUGACUGGCGAGAACAAGUACUCCGACACAUCGAGGCCAAAAAGUUAGAAAAGAAGACUCCCCAGACAUCCAGUCCAGGAGAUCCUUGUCAAGAUGAUGUAUUCAUUUCAGGACAGCAUAACUACUCGUCUGCUACACUUAGUCACAAAGAUGUUCCACCAGACAGCCUGAUGAAAAUGCCUUUGAGUAAUGGACAGAUGAGCCAGCCUCUCAGGCCUCAGGCAAAUUAUAGUCAAAUACAUCACCCCCCUCCUCAGGCAUCUGUGGCAAGGCAUCCCUCUAGAGAACAACUAAUUGACUACUUGAUGCUGAAAGUGGCCCACCAGCCUCCAUAUACACAGCCUCUUUGUUCUCCUAGACAAGGCCAUGAACUGGCAAAGCAAGAGAUUCGAGUAAGGGUUGAAAAGGAUCCAGAACUUGGAUUUAGCAUAUCUGGAGGAGUUGGGGGUAGAGGAAAUCCAUUCAGACCCGAUGAUGAUGGUAUAUUUGUAACAAGGGUUCAGCCUGAAGGACCAGCAUCAAAAUUACUGCAACCAGGUGAUAAAAUUAUUCAGGCGAAUGGCUACAGUUUUAUCAAUAUUGAACAUGGACAAGCAGUGUCCUUGCUAAAAACUUUCCAGAACACAGUAGAACUCUUCAUUGUACGAGAGGUUUCCUCAUAA